Molecule: messenger RNA, 2188 nt
Organism: Aspergillus homomorphus CBS 101889
Lineage: Eukaryota; Fungi; Ascomycota; Eurotiomycetes; Eurotiales; Aspergillaceae
Gene: yvc1
Product: putative potassium ion channel Yvc1
Exons: 5
Coding region: 57-1970 (637 amino acids)
Source: RefSeq, a predicted model, not a curated record
CCUUCUUCAUCCCAAUCAUCGUUCGACUGCUUCUAUCUGUCGAUCACUUUGGCAAGAUGGGUCAUUGGAGGGAUAUAUUCAACACCGACAGUGCGCAAACCCGGCAUCGUCUGCAUAUGGAGCGGCACCGUUUGCUUCCCGCCUACACGGACGAUCAAGUCUCUUCUACUUGCCCUUCCAAAGAGGUGACUAGGAUUGCGCUUCGCCUGAAAUACCAGAUUGAGCAGGUCGUUUCGUGUGAGGUUGACGAAGAUGCCCUCACUGCCCCCAACAGUCGAAUCAUCACCAAAAAUGUCGUCCGGACCGCUUGUCAGGCGGGAGGCGAUGAACUGCGGGCCUGCGUUCCCUUCUGCCUCCUAGUCUGUCUGCGCUGGUUCAAGAUCCAAGCUCGGGAGGAGCUCUGGGAUUCAGACCUGCAUGAACGGCGAGCUCUCGCGUGCGAGGUCAUCGCAAAGCGCAUAAUCGAGAAUGAAGAAGAUCAAGAUACUCUUCUUGCUCAUGUUCUGCUCAAACGGUAUUCGAUCUUCCUUGAUGGCGAGGAGAAGGUGCCAGCCAAUGUCAUUGAGCGCGCAGUCGAUCUCCAUGCCCUCAGGGUGAUUGGCUCUUCGGGGUAUCAGAAGUGUAUUCGAUACCUCUGGAAUGGUUGGUUUUGCCAGCAGGAGGGCAACCCAACCAACUUUGUGCCCUAUCAGGAGAGAGACAAUACUAGUUUCAGGGUCCAUUUCCACCCGGAUCGUAUGCGGACACCACUUUACCAGAAUGUCUGUCAGAUUCUCUUCUCCCUUGUGUACCUCGGCCUAUACACCCAAGUCAUCAACACGGUCAACCCCUCCGGGGAUCUGGAUGUCGUGGAGGGUGUCCUUUACGUGAUGACUCUGGCAUUUGUUUGUGAUGAAAUCGCCAAGGUGUGGAAGGUAGGCCGGCAUUACAUUGAUUUCUGGAAUGUCUUCAAUUCCACCCUCUAUUCCAUCUUGGUCGUUUCCUUUGUUCUACGGAUUGUGGCAUUGGCUCAUUCGCCGUCUGUGCAUGAUGCUGAGCGGCAGAAAUUCAAUGAGCUCAGUUACAACUUUUUAGCUUUCGCGGGGCCAAUGUUCUGGAUGCGCAUGAUGCUCUAUCUCGACUCGUUCCGGUUCUUCGGUGCCAUGUUUGUGGUACUCCGGGUCAUGAUGAAGGAGAGUUUGAUCUUCUUUGCCCUUCUCUUUGUCGUUUUGGCAGGGUUCUUCCAGGCAUUCAUGGGAAUGGCUCAGGUGGACAACGAUAUCCCAAUCACAAGAAGUAUCAUCCAGGGCAUGGCGAACAGUAUCAUGCAGAGUCCUGAAUUCGGCACCUUCGAGGAUUUUGCCUUUCCCUUUGGUAUUAUCCUUUACUACCUCUUCAAUUUCGUGGUUAUGACGAUCUUGUUGAAUAUCCUCAUUGCAUUGUAUAAUAGUGCAUAUGAGGACAUCUCUGGCAAUGCCAUUGACGAGUACAUGGCCACGUUUGCGCAGAAAACCAUGCAAUUCGUCCGAGCUCCGGAUGAGAAUGUCUUCAUACCUCCCUUCAACCUUCUCGAGAUCAUCUUCUUGGUUCUCCCAUUCGAGUGGUGGUUGCCACGGCAGUACUAUGCUAAAGUGAACGAUGUCAUAAUGGGUAUAAUUUACUCACCAAUCCUUCUGGUCACUGCAUUUUUGGAAGUCCGGGACGCUAGGCGGAUCAUAUGGAACCGGCGAAAUGGAGCGGAAGAUGAUGACAGUGUUCAGGAAUGGGAACAUGCCGCUGGAGAGGUGAAUUUCGACAUCGACGAUGUCUGGAGACAGUCCGUUCAGGAAACUGCACCGAAUCUGGAGGUUGACAGUACCACUGCUGAGCUCGUGCAGUUGAAAGAGCAGGUGGUGGCCUUGACCGAGACUGUUCGGCAAUUGACCGAGGAUAAAGCUAAACGGGCAAUGGUGAUCGGAGAGUCAAGUUCGACUAUGCUAGGCGAGGAGUAGAGCGGACCUCGCACAGUCGAACGUGUCGUUAUUCCCUUCUUGGAGUAUCGAUUUGUAUGUUGUUGAGUUGGUGUAGCGUGGCGGGUGCCGAUCAUUCAGGGCUGUAGAUGGGAAUUUCAUAUUGCUGUGUGUUUCUGUCGUUUUGGUUGCGGAUAAGUGUGGGCUCGGUGUAUUUCAGUGUCUUCGUGUGUAGCUGGGGUAGAAGAAGAAAUACUAGU